UGAUAAUAGAUAAAUCAAUGAAUAAUUCGUUUUUAAACAAAAGUGAAUACAGUGAACUAUUAUAAUAUUAAUGACGUGCAACUUACCUGAAUCACCAAGGACGACAACCUUUACUUUCUCAAUAGCAGCCAUUUACAGGUAGGUAUGACCGAAGAACGAUUGGUGACUGAAGUGCCAAGCAGCUUGAAACAACUUGCGAGACUGGUCGUUAGAGGCUUCUACACCAUCGAGGAUGCUUUGAUUGUUGACAUGUUGGUGAGAAAUCCUUGCAUGAAAGAAGAUGAUAUUUGCGAACUUCUAAAAUUUGAACGGAAAAUGUUGAGAGCAAGAAUAGCUACAUUGAAAAAUGAUAAAUUUAUUCAAGUACGACUCAAAAUGGAGACUGGUGCGGACGGGAAAGCUCAAAAAGUGAAUUACUAUUUCAUAAACUACAAGACGUUUGUGAACGUGGUUAAGUACAAGUUGGAUCUGAUGCGCAAGCGCAUGGAGACCGAGGAGCGCGAUGCCACUAGCCGCGCCAGUUUCAAGUGUCCAGCUUGCGGGAAAACAUUCACUGACCUUGAGGCUGAUCAACUAUACGAUAUGAUGACGCAGGAAUUCCGAUGCACAUUCUGUAGCCAAGUUGUUGAAGAGGACCAGUCGGCACUCCCGAAGAAGGACUCGAGGUUGCUGCUGGCCAAGUUCAACGAGCAACUGGAAACACUCUACAUACUUCUGAGGGAGGUGGAGGGUAUCAAGUUGGCGCCGGAAAUAUUGGAACCUGAACCUGUGGACAUCAAUACAAUCAGAGGCUUGACCUCCAAGCAACUGGCGAACAGGCCAUCAGGCGAGCAGUGGUCGGGCGAAGCCACGCGCAGCCAGGGCCUGGCCGUGGAGGAGACGCGCGUGGACGUGACCAUCGGCGACGCGGACCACGCCGCCGACGCCGCCGCCACGCGCAAGGAGCGCCCCGUGUGGAUGGUGGAGAGCACCAUCGUCACCAACGACCAGGGCGACAGCGCGCAGUCGACGGACGCGGCGCUGGAGAAGGCGGCCAGCAACGCCGCCAGCAGCAAGGCCGCGGGCAAGGAGAAGAACGACGACAUCAUGUCCGUGCUAUUGGCUCAUGAGAAACAAAACACUGGUAACGCUGCUGCUAAUGCUUUGAAGGGAGCUGAACCAGAAAGUUCAGAUUCCAGUGACAAUGAAUCCAAAGAUCCGUACAAGCUCAAGGACGAGUUGGCUGCCGUUGCGGAAAUGGAAAGUGAAGAGUCAGAAUCGGAAGACAACGCCCCAACGGUGCUCGUGAACGGCAAGCCGGUGUCGCUGACCAGUGUGGACGAUGACGUCAUCGCGCGCAUGUCCCCCUCCGAGAAGGAGACCUACAUACAAGUGUAUCAGGAGUACUAUAGCCACAUGUACGACUAACUGUUGUAGUUGUAAGAUUUAACACUAAAUGUACUGAGUAAUCAA
Molecule: messenger RNA, 1452 nt
Organism: Maniola jurtina (meadow brown)
Lineage: Eukaryota; Metazoa; Arthropoda; Insecta; Lepidoptera; Nymphalidae
Gene: TfIIEalpha
Product: general transcription factor IIE subunit 1
Exons: 9
Coding region: 145-1407 (420 amino acids)
Biological process (GO): transcription initiation at RNA polymerase II promoter; transcription open complex formation at RNA polymerase II promoter
Cellular component (GO): transcription factor TFIIE complex
Source: RefSeq, a predicted model, not a curated record